GAAGCAGCCUGCCCUGCAACCCCCUUCCAGAUAAGCGUGCACGCGCGACAUUGAACGAUUAUGGCUGCAGGUUGUGUGCGGCAACUGCUUUGUCAUGCAGUCCACAUGGUGAAUGGGGGGAGUCCAGGCUCUUGGACACCAGCAUUGAGGAUUCUUAGGUGUGAAAAGAGCAGCAUCUUUGCUAAGCCUUGGAGAUGGUCUUCCUUCUGCACAGAUGCGGAUGACUCGAACCAGACUCCUGCAGUGAAGAAAAAAAAGCAGGAUCCUCGGGCUCGUACCACAAUCACCAGCGUCGGCCGGAAAAUCCCGCAGCGCCAGAUCCAAGUCAUCAGUGAGGAAGGGGAAAACUUGGGUCUCCUCCACCGCGCAAAUGUGCUCAGAAUCAUGGAUGAGAAGGGCCUCAAACUGGUGGUACUCAGUGAACGUCAGGAUCCUCCGGUGUAUCGUCUGAUGAGUGGGAAACAAAUCCACGAAGAACAGAUGAAAAUGUGGGAAAAACAGAAAGCCAAGGCAGCUCCUGUGCAGGUCAAAGAGCUCACCUUUUCUUCGAGUAUUGCUUCUCACGACCUGAUGACCAAACUGAAGCAGGUGGAGAGCUGGUUGGAGAAGAAGCACCAUGUUAGGAUAACACUACGCUCUCCACGCAAAGAGUCCACAAACAACUUGGAUGAAAACCUAGAGCACAUGGUUCAUCAAAUGGAGGUGAUGGUGGGAUUUGUUUCAAAGCCAAAAGUCAUACGUGAGGGUCAAGCAGCCAUGUGUAUCCUUCGGCCACCUUCAGCAAAGGAACUGUCCAAAAGAGACAAAGAUCAACCUCCAUUGUUGCAGUCUGCCAGCCCAAAGGCUGCUGACAAUGAAAUGUCGCCUCUGGACACAAAAGAGGACUCUUCAAUAAUGACCAAUAAGAAAUAGGACAUAUUUGCAAUUAAAAUAGACUGACUGGUUAGCACAUCCACCUCACAGUUCUGAGGUCCCGGAUUCAAAUCCAGCCUCCCCUGUGUGGAGUUUGCGUGUUCUCCCCGUUCCUGCGUGGGUUUUCUCUGGAUACUCCGGUUUCCCCCCACAUCCCAAAAACAUGCAGGCUGGGUUAGUUGAAGACUCUAAAUUUUCCAUGGGUAUGAAUGUGAGCGUAAAUGUUUGUUUUGUCUCUGUGCCCUGCGAUUGGCUGCUCAACAAUUAAACAAUUCAAGCAUGGUUGGUCUAAAAUAAGAUAUAUUCUGGUUAUAAUGCAAAUGUUUUGGACACGUCUUAAUUAACAGGUAAGGGGGUUAGUCUCCACUGAGACUAAACUGAAUUAAAAAUGUUGUACAAA
Molecule: messenger RNA, 1312 nt
Organism: Phycodurus eques (leafy seadragon)
Lineage: Eukaryota; Metazoa; Chordata; Actinopteri; Syngnathiformes; Syngnathidae
Gene: mtif3
Product: mitochondrial translational initiation factor 3
Exons: 4
Coding region: 61-912 (283 amino acids)
Biological process (GO): mitochondrial translational initiation; ribosome disassembly
Cellular component (GO): mitochondrion
Molecular function (GO): ribosome binding; translation initiation factor activity
Source: RefSeq, a predicted model, not a curated record